AAUUUAUUUUCAACGAUGUUAUUUUAAUUUUUCUAAUUGACUUCUCAACCUAAAUUACACUAGUUAGAAUUCAUAUUUACUAAUUUGUUAUAAUCACUCUUCAUCGAAGACAAAAUAAAAAAAAACCAAAACAUAGUUCUUUGGCCCUAUCCUGUUUUCAUGCCUGCCAAGGGCCAAAAUUUUGAUUUACAACACCCCUCUCUAUGUAAUAUAUAAAAAUAUUUCAACCUUCAUUAUCUUAGCUCAUAUAAACUGGCAAAUCACAGCUAUUAUAGAUUGAUAAACCUUAGGAUACUCCGUACUCGUUGAUACAAUGCGGAAACUUUAGCCGAAAUUUUCCCGAUCACCUUUUCCUUCACUACUUAAUAUUUUAAAUUAGUCCUAAUAAUAGAUUUCGAUCCUGCGGAGAUCUUCCACGAUAGCGGACGCUCCAUAUUUUUUUUCUAUUUUUAUGUUUUUUUGAAAAGAAAAGCGGGAAGAUGACAACAGAGUUCGGUCCCACCGCGAUAAUAAAUCUCACGUUUUGGGGAGCCGUUGUUCUUCGAGAGUCCGGCGACUAUCGGUAGGCUCUCCCGAACUCGAACCAGUUUGUCUCGAACGAAAUCUCUCUCUAUGAACGCAAUCCGAACAAAACCCAUCGCCAAUUUCGCAGAACUUAUCCACCGAUCGGAUUCGGAAUCGAAAGUUCUCACCUUGUGCAAGCUCGGCAGGCUAAAAGAAGCUCUCCAUGAUGCCCUUCACUCCCAUCCCACCCCCUUACCCUCUUCCACCUACUCCUCUCUACUCCAACUCUGCAUCGAUUACAAUGCCAAAAAAGAAGGAAGAUUCCUCCAUGACCACCUGUCGGCAAUCGGGCAUGCGCCAAAUCUGCACCUGAGUACCAAGUUUGUGAUCUUCUUUGCGAAAGUUGGGGACUUGGUCACUGCUCGAAGGGUGUUUGAUGAAAUGCCCGAGAGGAGCGUUGUGUCAUGGACUGCGAUGAUUUCUGGGUAUUCUCAGAAUGGUUAUUCAGAGGAAGCUCUAAAGGUUUUUUCUUGGAUGCGUCGGUCGGGUUUUAAGGCGAAUCAGUUCACAUAUGGUAGUGCUCUGCGGGCGUGUACUGGUCUGGGUUGUGUGAGGAGUGGGGAGCAGAUUCACGGUUGCAUUGUGAAGAGCAGAUUUGCGGAGGAUUUGUUUGUGCAGAGUGCUCUCGUGGAUUUACAUUUGAAGUGUGGUUUGGUUGAGGAUGCUUGGUGCUUGUUUGGGAGGAUGGAGAAGAGAGAUGUGGUUGCUUGGAAUUCGGUGAUUGGAGGGUGUGCUGUGCAGGGGGUUGGAGAGGAUGCAUUUGGAUAUUUUUGCUUGAUGCUUAGAGAUGGUCUUCUUCCUGAUCAUUUCACUCUUGGAAGUCUUUUAAAGGCAUGUGGUUUAGUUAGAGCUCUUGUGCAUGUGAACCAGAUUCAUGCUUUCACUGUCAAAUUGGGUUAUGAGAAUCAAUCUAUCGUCACUGGAUCACUGAUUGAUGCAUAUGCAAAAUGUAGGAGCAUCCAGAAUGCUAGAUUGGUAUAUGACUCGAUGUAUGAGCAAGACUUGAUUUCCUGUACUGCACUAAUCAGUGGGUAUUCAUUGGAAAGAAGCUGUAGUGGGAAGGCAUUGGAGCUUUUUGGUGAGAUAAAUAGGAUGGGCAUGAGAAUUGAUGAUGUGAUUUUAUGUUCCAUGCUUAAUAUAUGUGCAAAUGUAGCUUCCUUGAGCUUGGGAAGACAAAUUCAUGCUUAUGUAAUUAAGAACCAGUCCAACCAUGAUAUAGCCUUGGGCAAUGCUCUCAUUGACAUGUAUGCGAAGUCAGGAGAACUUUGGAAUGCCCGUUGUGCUUUUGAUGAAAUGCAAUAUAAAAAUGUUAUUUCAUGGACUUCAUUGAUUACGGGAUAUGGAAAGCAUGGUUCUGGAGAAGGUGCAAUAGCACUCUUUGUGAAGAUGGAGGAUGAUGGAGUGAAGCCAAAUGAUGUUACAUUCCUCUCUCUUCUAUCUGCAUGUAGCCAUUCCGGCUUGACUAAUGAAGGAAUGGAGUAUUUCAAAUCUAUGGUUCGCAAGUAUGGGAUCCACCCAAGAGCUGAACAUUAUUCAUGUGCUGUCGAUCUUCUUGCACGUGGAGGUCGAUUACAAGAAGCAUAUGACUUUGUAUGCAAGAUGGAUGCUAAGCCUAAUGCAUCACUUUGGGCUGCUAUGCUUGGGGCUUGUAGAAUGCAUGGUAACACAUCUCUUGGGGAAAUUGCUGCAGGGUAUCUUCUUAAUUUAUAUCCUGAAAGAUCAGUAAACUAUGUUGUCCUAGCAAAUGCAUAUGCAUCAGCAGGGUUGUGGGAGAGUGCCUGGAAGACAAGGAAGUUGAUGGAGCAAAGAGCUACAAAGAAAAUUGCAGGCUGUAGCUAUAUUUAAUUCUUUUUUAUAAAAAAAAGAGAACAUUUUGUAGACAUUGAUUCUUGCAGGACUUAGGAAAAUAUUGAUAUAUCUAGGACAGGGCCAGUUGAACAUCCUUAUUAUUUUACACUUCCAGCAAAGGAUCAUAUAUUCUCUAUUACGCCGCUGCUUUUUUAUAGAUUUGCUCUGGUAUUCAGAUCACUUUGGUCUUCCUAUCUAUGAGAUAAACUAUUUGGCAUUAAGGCCUAUUUCAUUGUAUGCUGGUCUGUCUGGAAUUCUGGAUCGGCAUUGAAUCAUGUCAUGAGAAGAGAAGCUUUGCCAUGGUGGUCAUAUUCAGAAGGCAGAGUUGAAGCUUUAGUUGAGAGCUCCCAUUUUAGCUGAAGAGUUUGAUGAGGACUUCCAACAAUCAACUCUCUCAUCUUGUAUUAUAGGAUAAUCUUGCUCAUGGGAGAUGUAAAAAGAUCAGGUGCACCCGGUGGAUCUGAGCAGAAGAGCAUAUAUGCAGUCCAGACAAGAAUACUUAAAUUAUAUGAUACAGGUUCAUAUAUUUUAUUCAGAGAAAGAUAAAUUUGGAAGAGACUCCUCUACAAGGAUCAUUGUCCAAGGAGGAUAAAUAUUUUGUCAUCCAAAAUUUCUGACCAUAAUUGAAGACCAUUUUGAUGCAUUGAAGUCUGAGGAGUUUUCUUUCACCCAGAUUCAAUGGGAGUUGAUUCAUGAUUGAAUGAGCAUUAAGAUGAACAGAUUGCAGUGCUACAUGAAUCAAUAGAAGCAGCUUUUUGAAAAUAUGUUAUGUGCAAGUGGUGUAAAUAGUAGGGGAUGAAGCGAAUUUUGUAUCAAUGAGAAAGGGAAAAAGAAUAAUUGGAUGUUCAAGACACAGCUCAGCAGCAGGGUUUUGGUGAAGUAUUGCUCUCUAGGUGUAGAAGGCUAUUAGAUGUGGUCUAUGAAGACUUUCACGUCAUUUUCAAAUGCAGAAUUGCUAUUAAAUUAUUUAUGAGGGUUCAUUAAGUUUUUGUAAAUAAAAACUGAAUUUUCGAAGGCCAGGGCUGUAAAUAUUGAACUAGGUCAUUUCUGUAUGAUAAUUUGGAUGCUGUCGAGGAGAGGAGUCUUGAGGCCCCAAAACAUGGCGGUAUAAGUUUGUGUGACUUAUUGAGAUGCAUUAUGUAGUAAGAGCUCUGUAUUGUUACUUGCAGAAUGAUAGUGUAAUUAGGAUUUGGCUCUGUUUUUCACCAAAAAGAAUACAAUCAAUACACUCUAAUAUUAGUAAAAUUCUCUUCGUUUCCUUAA
Molecule: messenger RNA, 3675 nt
Organism: Phoenix dactylifera (date palm)
Lineage: Eukaryota; Viridiplantae; Streptophyta; Magnoliopsida; Arecales; Arecaceae
Product: PPR superfamily protein
Biological process (GO): RNA modification
Cellular component (GO): intracellular membrane-bounded organelle
Molecular function (GO): protein binding; RNA binding
Source: RefSeq, a predicted model, not a curated record